AUUUAUUAUUAUUUUCCAACAUGUACGUCGUCUGCAUACGUCGUCUGCAUUUUUUUCUAUUUUGGACUCACCGACACAUAAGAAGAGAAAGAUGAUCAUCAACCAGUUACGAGUAACGGGUACAUCGACCGCGUUCUACGAGGAAGGCGAGGCCCAGCUAAAAGUUACGUGGGUUUACGAAAGAAAUCGAAGAGCACGAACAGUGAACGAUCUCAUUUGUUUGAAAAAUCUCAGCCGCUUCAAGAGCUGCAGCGAGUGCGCGCGGAAACUUUAAUCUUGUUCGUUUUUUUUUUAAGGAGAAAAUGUCACUAUUAAUUCUUUUCGGCGUUUUAUUACAUUGUUGUGCAUUUGGUCUAUCAGAUAAACACGAGAAACUGGCAGGCAAUCAUAUGACAGGGGCAACAAAUGUGAUAAACAUGCCAUUAACACCUUCACCAGAGAAUGUACGGCAAUUUCAAGGAAAUUAUCCUUUUCCUUCGCUCGGAUACAAACCACAAAGAUGUCCUCUAUGCGAUAGUUCGAUUUAUCCUUAUUGCGGCGAGAAAUUGUUCCACGACGCCUGCUGCUGUACCGAUCCUUACGAUUUACCUUAUCAAUGUAAAUCAGCAGACUGUCGAUUCCUACAUGCCAACAGCUGCAGGGAGCACCGCUUGAUUGCCAACUGCUGUUGCAACGACGAUUAUCGCACCCUUCUGAAGACCUUAGCGCAGAAAUAAAGCUAUCGCACAUCGUGUAUAUUUAUCAUUUGCAACAAAAUAAAAAACUUGAACUUAGUUGGAUU
Acromyrmex echinatior (Panamanian leafcutter ant) is the source of this 781-nucleotide messenger RNA. RefSeq lists its product as uncharacterized. NCBI's taxonomy places the organism in Eukaryota, Metazoa, Arthropoda, Insecta, Hymenoptera, Formicidae. The record is from RefSeq and is a predicted model, not a curated record.